This is a messenger RNA of Trifolium pratense (red clover), 2306 nucleotides long. Its product is annotated as protein indeterminate-domain 7-like. NCBI's taxonomy places the organism in Eukaryota, Viridiplantae, Streptophyta, Magnoliopsida, Fabales, Fabaceae. Bases 443 to 1831 code for a protein of 462 amino acids. The transcript has 3 exons. Gene Ontology annotation, molecular function: DNA-binding transcription factor activity. Gene Ontology annotation, cellular component: nucleus. The record is from RefSeq and is a predicted model, not a curated record.
GCAAGGGAGAAAGAAAAAAGAGGAAAAGACAGAAAGUGCACAAUUCAUAACAAGCCAAAUUUGCUUUGUGUAUUUUGGUCUUGUACGUGCCAUGCCAGCUUUCAAAGCAACCCUUUAAUUUCUAAUCCACAAAAUUCUUCUCUCUUUCUCAUUCACACACACACAAACAAGUCCUGAAAUUUCCACACUUAGUAGGAAACUAACUAUGCUUACCAAAUUCUUGAUUUGGAUGUGUAUAUAACUUUGAAGUAAAUCCACCUUGAGAUCUAUUCACCUAUAAUUCUCAUCUUUGUCUUCCUUUUCUAGUACAGCUUUUUUUAUGAUUAAGAAUCGAACUCGGUAGCUCAGAGUUUACAACAGUCAUACACACUGUUCAUCAACCACUUACGCUAGCUAGACCACGAAGCAGACUCUAGCUAGCUGUAAGAUUUGAGUCAUAGAGAUGAUGAAAGGUUUGUCGGUGGAUGAAAAUAUGUCAAAUUUGACAUCUGUUUCAAGUGAAAUAAGUCCUUCUAAUUCAGCAACCAAGAAUGGAAAAGCUUCAACAAAUCUAGAACCACAAACCAAAAGGAAGAGAAAUCUUCCUGGUCAUCCAGACCCUGAGGCAGAAGUGAUAGCUUUGAGUCCCCAAACUUUGUUGGCAACAAACAGGUUCAUUUGUGAGAUUUGUAACAAAGGUUUUCAAAGAGAUCAAAAUCUUCAGCUUCAUAAAAGAGGACAUAAUUUACCAUGGAAACUAAAGAAAAGAAACAGCAAAGAAAUCAUAAGAAAGAAAGUAUAUGUUUGUCCAGAAUCAACAUGUGUUCACCAUGAACCUUCAAGAGCACUUGGUGACUUAACUGGAAUCAAGAAGCACUUUUUUAGGAAGCAUGGUGAGAAGAAAUGGAAGUGUGAGAAGUGUUCUAAACGUUAUGCAGUUCAAUCUGAUUGGAAAGCUCAUUCUAAAAUUUGUGGCACUAAAGAGUAUAAGUGUGACUGUGGAACCCUUUUCUCAAGAAGGGACAGUUUCAUCACUCAUAGAGCCUUCUGUGAUGUUUUAUCACAAGAGAGUGCAGCACUAAACCCUCUUUUCUCUUCUCAUAGUUUCCAACUACCAUCCCUAAAAAAAGAACAAGACUUCAAUAUUAUAAGACCAGAAAUAAUACCAUCAUGGUUCCCUUCUUCAAGUACACCACAACAAUUACUCCCUACUCAUUUUAGCCAUUAUCAUCAAAACCCUAACCCUACAAAUUUGUUUCAUUCAAAUUUCAACUCCAACAAUAUUAUCACUACUUCUUCUCCUCACAUGUCUGCCACUGCUUUACUGCAAAAAGCAUCACAAAUUGGUGUAACAGUAAGCAAAACAGAACCUUGCAUACCCCACUUAAUGCAAACUCACGUGCCUUAUAUGACUUCACGUGAUCAUGAAAUAGUGAAUAGUACUGCUGGUUUUUCUCACUAUUUGGCUUCAUAUGGAAAUAAAGCUGUUACUAAUACAGAAGAAUCUUCUCUUUUGCUGCAUGAUGUGAUAUUUGGUAAUGAGAAUUCUUCAUCACAUUCAUCACAAUUUGAAAGUGUUAAUGCUGCUAUGAGUAUGAGGGGAAUGUUUGAUCCACAAAUAGAUAAUAAUAACUUUCAGAGUCAACAAUAUUCCAAUUUUGGUAAAAGCAACAUUAUUAAGAGUGGUGGUGCCAUAGUCAAUGAUGAUGAAAUGACAAGGGAUUUUUUGAGUCUUGGUGCAUUUUCACAAAGAGAUGACUUGUUGUUUAGUAUUUCUGGAAUUGAUGAUCCUUUGGGUUCUUUAUCAUAUGGUAAGCAAAAUCAAAACCAAACUCCUUGGCGUCGAGGCUAAACAUGGUACGAAGUAUAUAUAUUUGUUUAGCAGGAACCCGUGUGACACACAUGAUUGAUUAUUCCCUCACAACCGAUCGAGUUCCUUUCCACGCUGACCAACCACAUCUUGCUAGUAGGUUAAUCAUGAAAUUGAAUUCAAUGUAGUCGGGUUGUUGACACAUUCACGCAAUCAGAAAUAUUGAUAGUCAUCCGAUCUUGACCAGAAGGGCAAAAAAAAAAAGCAAACUUCAAUUUUUGGUUUAUAUUUUAAAAAUAUCAAGUUUAAAUUUACACGGUUCCAUCUUGAUCGAACGACUAUCGAUGACUGAUUGUGUAAAUGCGGAGAAGUUUUGACUACAAAGAGAAUGUGAUCUAUUAAUCAUGACUAGAGAUCGAUUAAUUUUCUAUCCAAAGAGGAAUUCAGAAUAAAUCUAUCUUUUUUAUUUCGACGCAAGAAUAAAUCUAUCUAUGCACUUGAUAUUUGGAGUUCUUCA